CUUGCAUAGAGAGGCUGGUUCCCACUAUAGAAGUGCAAGACAAACUUUCGAAGGAGUUGAGCUUUUAUAAGAAUUCUGAAGGGUUAUUUGGCAAACAAAUAUGUAUUAGAGGAAAGAAUCAAUUAUCCCCAGGUAACACAGUUUUCUAAAUUAUCUAAUUUAGAAUAGAUCAAUAAUCUAUAUUUUUAAUUGCUAAUUUGUAUGUGUUUUUCUCAGUUGAAUGGUGGUCUCAAUUUGGUACUGGAACCCCUAAUUUGCAAAAGUUUGCCAUGAAGAUUUGUAGUCUCACUUGUAGCUCUUCAGGUUGUGAAAGAAAUUGGAGUAUCUUUGAGCAUCUUCAUAACAAAAAGAGAAAUCGAUUGGAGCAACGUCUUAAUGAUUUGGUAUUUGUGAAGUAUAAUAGAGCUUUGAGACGUCGCUUCAAUUUACGUAAAUCAAUAGAUCCCAUUUCCUUGGAUGAAAUUGAUGAAAGUAAUGAGUGGUUGCUUGGGACAAUUGACCAACUUGAUGAUUCAGAUAAUGAACUUGUACAUGAGGGCGAUGAUUUAACAUGGGUUGAUGUUUCUAGAGCUUCCGGUGUUGAAAAAGCUCACUAUGCAACUAGAUCAAAUGCUCCAACUCUAAAUUUGACAAAGAGUAGAAGAAGCGCUACUACUUCAAAUGCUCCAAUUGAACCUGAUGAAGAUGAAGAGGAAGAGAGAUAUGAUGUGGAAGAAGAGGAUAUUGGAGAUGAUGUUUCUGAUGAUGGGAAUAUGGAAAUGUUAGAUCUUGAUGUUGACAACGAGGAUGAUUUUUAGAUUAUCUAAUCUUAAUUAGGAUUUAAGAUCUACAAAUCUCUUUUGAAUUUAAUCUAAUUUUAGUUAAAGACUUUUCUUACAAAUAUUUUUAACUUCUGUGAUACUUAUAUAUUUUGGUUGCUGAAAUAUGUUUGGAUUUGUUGUGCUGGAA
Diospyros lotus (date-plum) is the source of this 948-nucleotide messenger RNA. RefSeq lists its product as uncharacterized. Lineage: Eukaryota; Viridiplantae; Streptophyta; Magnoliopsida; Ericales; Ebenaceae. Bases 270 to 797 code for a protein of 175 amino acids. The record is from RefSeq and is a predicted model, not a curated record. The transcript is spliced from 2 exons.